AUGGCUCACACGCGAGUACAGCUCACCAGUGGCUGGACCUUUAAGCAGCAGGAAUGGUCGUCAGAAGAAUGGCUUCCUGUUUCACAGGUCCCUAGUCAAAUUCACAUGGACCUCCUGGCUCACAAAAAAAUCCCAGAUCCCUUCGUUGACAUCAAUGAGCGUGCAGUCCAGUGGGUGGGCGACAAAGUAUGGCAAUACAAAGUGUCAUUUCCUACCCCAAAGGCAUCAUCUGGAGAUCUCACUACAGAUCUUGUGUUUGAAGGCCUUGACACAUUUGCUACCGUAGCCCUGAACGGAAAAGAGAUUCUCAAGACAGACAACAUGUUUGUAUCAUACCGCGUCAACAUUUCUGAGCACCUCAAACAUGAUGGCGACAAUGUCUUGGAGAUUGAAUUUGACUCCGCUUGGAUUCGUGGAAGAGAGCUUGUCAAGGAACAUAGCCAUGAGCACAAUUUUCUCGUCAGACAGACCGAAGCUGGUCGAGUGGCUGUCAGAAAGGCCCAGUACAACUGGGGUUGGGAUUGGGGUCCUAUUCUGAUGACUGCUGGACCCUGGAAGCCAGUAUAUCUCGAGCAGUACACUGCCCGCCUCGAUGAUGUGUGGGCUCAAAACGAAGUCGCUUCAGAUUUGAAGACUUGCUCAGGUACUAUUUACGCCAACAUUGCCGGUCAAGUCCAUACAAAUGACAAGCUGGCUGUGUCAUUGACACUGGAUGGCAAGAACAUCAUUCAAGAACAAGUCACCAUUCCAAACAACGGCAAAGUGUCUGUCCCAUUCAAAAUUGCCGACCCCCAACUCUGGUACCCUCUCAACUACGGCCCACAAACUCGCUACAAUCUUCAAGCUACAAUCGUGCGAAACGACAUCGAGCUACAUGCCACAUUCAAAUUAAUCGGCUUCCGCCGCACAGAGCUCGUUCAGGAGCCCGAUGCCCACGGCAAGUCGUUCUACUUCCGCAUCAAUAAUGUCGACGUAUUCGGUGGUGGCUCGUGCUGGAUUCCAGCCGACUCGUAUUCAUCAGCAAUUUCCCCCAAACGCUACUACGACUGGAUCAAACUCAUGGCCGAGGGCAACCAAGUCAUGAUCCGAGUUUGGGGAGGUGGCAUUUACGAAGACGAUUCCCUUAUCGACGCCUGUGACGAGCUGGGCGUGCUGGUCUGGCACGAUUUCCAGUUUGCCUGUGCUAGCUAUCCGACGUAUGCGUCAUACAUGAAGACGCUUGAGGUGGAAGUCAGACAACAUAUUCGACGACUCCGCUGGCACCCGUCAGUGAUAGCAUGGGCGGGCAACAAUGAGGAUUACCAAGUCCAGGAGCGAUACAAACUCGAUUACGACUUUGAAAACAAGGAUCCAGACUCUUGGCUCAAAUCCACCUUCCCAGCUCGAUACCUAUAUGAGCAUUUCCUUCCGGAGCUCGUCAAAGAGGAAGAUCCCUUUAUGAUCUACCACCCGUCCAGUCCCUGGGGUGACGGCAAACCCACAGCUGAUCCCACAGUGGGAGACAUUCAUCAAUGGAAUCUUUGGCAUGGUGCCGUGAACAAAUACCAAGAAGUAUCUCUUCUAGGAGGACGCUUCAUCAGUGAAUUCGGCAUGGAGGCCUACCCUCAUCUCUCCACGGUCCAGCGCAUGACCACACACCCAUCCCAACUGUACCCAGGCUCCAUGACAAUCGACUUCCACAACAAGGGUAUCUUCAACGAACGCCGUAUGACAACCUACGUCUCUGAAAACUUCCGCCUCAAGUACGACCUCCCCUCGUACAUCCACCUCACGCAGGUCGUACAGGCGGAAGCCAUGCGCUUCGCAUACAAGACCUGGCGUCGCGACUGGGGAACCGCAGGAGACCGUAAAUGUGGUGGCGUCCUCGUCUGGCAACUCAACGACUGCUGGCCAACCAUGUCCUGGGCCGUGGUGGACUACUAUCUCGUCAAGAAACCUGCCUAUUACGCCAUCUCACGAGCAUUGAGACCCCUCGAUAUCGGUGUGACCAGGACCUACCACGACUGGACACAAACAGGGUACUACAUCGACGAGAACUCAAAGUUGUGCACAGGACAGGUCGACCAGACACUGCCAGCGAGACAAUCCGCCUUCGACGUAUGGAUUGCAAGCAGCAACGUGCAGCCUGUAGAUGCCCAAGUCACAGUACGUUUUAUAUCCAUCCGCUCUGGAAAAGACGUCACAGACAGUAUCACCGAAUCCAUCACAGCCACACCAAAUGCCACCACGACGGUAUUCUCAAACAAGCCUCUAAAACCGUCCAUCCCUCACCACGACGACUACACCGUGCCCUUUGACGUUACCCAGUAUGACCCCUAUGUAGUGUACACCACUCUGUCCGUGAAUGGCUCCGUGGUGGCCACCGACACGGCAUGGCCUGAUCCCAUCAAGUUCUUGGAUAUGCCUGAUCGUGGAAUCUCAUUCUCCAUCACGUCCAAGAAUCAGGUUACUGUUUCGGCGGACCGACCCACCAAGGGAUUCGUGUUUGAAGAAGUAGAGGGCAUGAAAUUGAGCGAUAAUGGAUUCGACAUUAUGCCCGGUGACAAGCAUGACAUUACAGUAGAUGGUCCCGUUUCCGCAGAAAAGUUGCGAUGGACGUAUAUUGGCGCGGAUGAUGCGUCACUAGAGAUAAAGUAA
Pochonia chlamydosporia 170 is the source of this 2637-nucleotide messenger RNA. Its product is annotated as beta-mannosidase. Gene Ontology annotation, molecular function: beta-mannosidase activity. The transcript has 3 exons. The record is from RefSeq and is a predicted model, not a curated record. Bases 1 to 2637 code for a protein of 878 amino acids. NCBI's taxonomy places the organism in Eukaryota, Fungi, Ascomycota, Sordariomycetes, Hypocreales, Clavicipitaceae. Gene Ontology annotation, biological process: carbohydrate metabolic process; glycoprotein catabolic process.